Molecule: messenger RNA, 1555 nt
Organism: Crotalus tigris (Tiger rattlesnake)
Lineage: Eukaryota; Metazoa; Chordata; Lepidosauria; Squamata; Viperidae
Product: zinc finger protein 239-like
Exons: 2
Coding region: 519-1526 (335 amino acids)
Biological process (GO): negative regulation of transcription by RNA polymerase II
Molecular function (GO): DNA-binding transcription repressor activity, RNA polymerase II-specific
Source: RefSeq, a predicted model, not a curated record
UGUAAGGCGUGGGCGGAUCCCAGGAGGAGAGCAGAAGACUCGGCCCCGCCUCUCCCCUCUCAGUCGCUGGAUCUCCGCUUCCCUCCGCAUGUCCCGUUUCGCCCUGGGAGGAUCGGCGCCGGAUCCCUCGGGAGAGGCUUCUGGGUCCCGCUCCGGACAGGUCUGGCUGCUCCCCCUCCGGCCUUUGGGGCGCCCCUCCCGCCAGGAGAGCUUCCCUCCCCGCCAGGAGAAAGCAGGAAAACAACCUUGACCAAAGAUUGACCUGCAAGUCAGCUGUCAACAAAUAGUAGAAAAUCAGCCCAAGGCAGCCAGUGCCAGAAAGGAUGGAGCCUGGGAAACUCUUGGAUCCCCUGUGAGACACAAGCAGCACUCCGGAAAACCACAAGAGAACCCAUGAAUGCUCAGAGUGUGGAAAAUCCUUUGCUCGCCGGUCCCUCCUUUUGACCCACAGGAAGUUCCAUGUGGGAAGCGGAUCCAGUGAAGGUUUGCAGGGUGAGAAAUCCUUCUCUGGAAAAGACAUGAAAGAUUUUAGAAGCCCUCCCAGACUAAAGCCCUAUAAAUGUGAGGAAUGUGACUUAUGUUUUGGUCAAAGGUCACACCUUCUUAGACAUCACAAAAUCCACACUGGAGAGAAACCCUAUCAGUGUCUGGAAUGUGGGAAUUUCUUCAGUGAAAGAGGCAGUCUCAGAAACCAUGAGAGAAUUCACACAGGGGAGAAACCUUACAAGUGUUGGGAAUGUGGGAGGACCUUUUCUUGGAGGGCAAGUCUUUGGGCCCAUGAGAAGGUUCAUGCUGGAAUAAAAUCGUACAAAUGCUUCGAGUGUGGAAAAUCUUUCACCCGGAGUUCAUCUCUUCGGAGUCAUGAGAAAACACACAGAGGGGAAAAAAACGAAAAGUGCCUCGAAUGUGGGAAGUGUUUUACCUGGAAAUCAAACCUGGUGCGACAUCAGAGACUUCACACCGGAGAAAAACCUUAUGAAUGCCCAGAAUGUGAGAGACGAUUUAUAUAUUCUUCUGAACUGCGGAGACACCAGAAGGGGCACAAAGGGGAGAAACCCUAUCAAUGUGGGGAAUGUGGGAAAGGUUUUGUUACACAAAGAGAUUUUCAGCUUCACGAGAGAAUCCACACAGGGGAAAAACCAUACAAAUGUGGGGAGUGUGGGAAAUGCUUUACCCGAAAAGAAAGCCUGGGAAAGCAUCAGAAGCUCCACACAGGAGAGAAGCCAUACAGAUGUCUAGAAUGUGGGAAAUGUUUUGCUCAAAAGGGAAACCUUUGGUCACAUCAUAAAAUCCAUGCAGAGGAGAAGCCAUAUCAAUGCAUCGAAUGUGGAAAAUGUUUUCGACACAAGGGAGCCCUUUUGACGCAUCAUAAAACCCACACAGGGGAGAAGCCAUAUCAAUGCUUCGAAUGUGGACAAUUUUAUUCUACCACAUCAAACCUUAGAAGUCAUGUGAAAAUUCACACGGGAAAGAAACUACAAAUGUUUAGACUGUGGGAGAACAUUUGCUCAUUCAUAUUCCCUUAGAAACCACAGCCGAAUCCAUACAGGAGAGA